AGGCACUAUCUCCUUGGGAGAUUCUUCAUCGUCAGAACUGAUCAUCAGACCUUGAAAAGAAUGAGAACUCAGUCUGUGCUCUUCGAUGCGCUGAAACGCUAUAUCGAAGUCAUUGAGCAAUAUAACUUCGAGCCCCAGUACCUCAAAGGUGAGUACAACAAAGUUGUUGACGCACUGUCGCGUAGGCCAGAGCCUCCAGACUUCUCCGGUGCGUUGAUCACUAAGUUUGGGCUUGCGGACGAUGCCACUCGUUCUUUGGCGGAAGCCUAUCGCGAGGACCAGUUCAUGUCUGAUAUCAUACGCCGACUCGGGGCGAAGGACAAGGUGACUUCUCCCGAGUUUGAGUGGGUCAACAACUUGCUGUUCCUUGAGAAGGUCGGGAAUAAACGUUUGUGUGUUCCUAAUAGAGAGUAUUUGCGUAGUUUAUUUUUAGGAGAGGGUCACGAUGCCACGAGACAUUUUGGUUUCAAGAAGACUGCAACCAAUCUGUUGCAGCAGUUCUGGUGGCCCACGAUGAUGAGAGAUGCCAAACUGUAUGUCAAGACUUGUCAAGUUUGUCAACGUGACAAACCCCGGACACAGGCUGCUCUUGGGCUGCUCAAGCCCCUUCCCAUUCCGGAAAGGCCUGGUGAAAGCCUAUCCAUGGACUUCAUGGAUGCGCUAGUCACCAGCAAGAGUAGCAUGAGGUACAUCUACGUCAUUGUGGAUAAAUUUAGUAAGUAUGCUAGGUUAGUGGCCAUGCUGGAAACAACAAAGACCGAGUACGUUAUCAAGCUAUUUAAGGAAAACUGGGUUAGAGACUUUGGCCUGCCGAAGUCUAUAAUCAGCGACAAGGAUGUCCGAUUCACCAGUGAACUUUGGAAGGCCGCAGCAGCCGAGCAAGGAAUGCAGCUGCAGAUAACUGGAAACCAUCCGGAGGCAAAUGGACAAGCAGAGCAGAUGGACCGCGCUUUUCAACACUUGCUAAGGCAUUACAUUAAGCCUAAUCAAGUGGAUUGGGAUGAGAAGCUUGCUCUCAUCGCCAGCCUGUACAACAACGUAGUUCAUAGUGCCAUGGGGGUAAGUCCCAACAGCUUACUACUAACGUUCAAAUGCAGAAUCCCACUUGAUUUUUUGCUACCUGAGAACCAGUCUACUGCAGCUCCAGGCACUUUGGAAUUCGCUUAUAGAUAUGAGAGUCAUAUGCUGCAGGCAGUAGAACACAUGCACAAAGCACAGACGGCGAUGAUCGAAUCUGAGAACAAGCAACGUCGCCCAUCUAUGUUUCAGGUAGGGAACAAGGUCUGGGUCAAGGCUUCGGAACUGGGAUAGGAGCAUGGGAUUUCCCGUUAGCUCAUGCCACAGUACUUUGGGUCAUGGGAGGUUUUGGAUGUAGUAGGGAACAAACCAGACAGACCCUC
This is a messenger RNA of Chara braunii, 1400 nucleotides long. Lineage: Eukaryota; Viridiplantae; Streptophyta; Charophyceae; Charales; Characeae. The record is from the annotation of a GenBank genome assembly.